This is a messenger RNA of Alosa sapidissima (American shad), 1347 nucleotides long. RefSeq lists its product as uncharacterized. Bases 139 to 1089 code for a protein of 316 amino acids. The record is from RefSeq and is a predicted model, not a curated record. NCBI's taxonomy places the organism in Eukaryota, Metazoa, Chordata, Actinopteri, Clupeiformes, Clupeidae. The transcript has 3 exons.
AGCUAUUAGUGUAUUUACAAAGCUUUGCUACGUUCCGUUUAGAUGUUAUGCCUGGUAAAUUAACACUAGGUGUUAUUUGCCCUAGACUUCACAAUGUGUCGGCUGUGGUGACAACAACAUAGCCGACUUGACAGAGGAAUGGAAAUGGACAGCAACAUUUACAAGCAUGUAUGUCACAGUGUGCGUUGGAUUGUAUGCCCUUUUUGUAAAUGCGUUGCUGAAGCUCUAGUAGUCGCCAAGGGCGUCAUCAACAUGAUCUCAGCCCUUUCGCCUCUCAGUUGGUGGAAGAGACCAUUACAAAAAGCCCUUGGUCCUCACAUGCAUGCGGGUGAAGUUUUCGAGGAAUGCUUUGAAUGGCUAGAGUUCAGUCGAAGAACAACUAUCCUUUUCAAGUCCCUUGUUAAAGAACUUGAGGACCUAUUUGAACAACUUGAGGAAGACUCCCACUCUGGAGACUGCUCUGAUGAUUGCUCUGUAGCCACCAUCACACAAUGCAGAAGAACAUGUUAUUUGACCAGUGGUAGCCCUAAAGAGGACACAACUGAAUAUAACAUAGUUGUGUGCCAAAAUUCUACAAAGGCCUUGCUGCCAAACGCCUCAUCAGGUCACGUGGAGCCCAAAUCUAUGACAGCCAGGCACAAACUCAUGACUGUUGCUAAGGAAGCAAGCCUAACUCCCCUCUGCAACCAUCAACGGCAGCAUGCCCACCAGGGAGGAGCCCGCAAGCGCUGGAGACGUGUUUUGCUGGUGAUCCGUAUCGUGAGGGUGCUGUGGUCACUCACAAAACCAAAAGGAGAACGACGGUCUACUCGUCCUGCCAAGUCAAGGGUAGGCCUAUAUACCCCAGCCAGGCCUCUCCUGCUGCCUGCUGCAGAGGCCAAAUCUGCACCCAUCAUGAUGUUCUCCGAAGGGCCCCAAAUCAGCCUGAUUUCACAGGAGCUCAGAGGGAAACUGGAGUCCCAUGUGCGACGCAAACUAACUCAUCGAGUUUUUGGCUUUCCAGCUAAGCUUAAGAAGCUGCUAGGUGGCACUGCAGGAUCCUUGCUGAAAUGUCAGGGCACAGGUGAUGGAGAGCGUUUGAAAGUUUGAAGCGAACCCGAACAGAAAUGUUGCUGCGGACCUUAAGAAUGCUGAAUUACUGAAUGUAAUUGACCUCAAGAAGAGACCAAGGCUUUUUUGUUAAAAAAUAUAUAUAUUGCUGGGGGAAAAAAUAGAAUUGAAUUCAGAAUUUUAGGACUCUCAAGUUCCAAAUAGGCUUCUAACCCCUAUGUGCAGCAGGUGUUAAUUCAGUUCUGUGUGUCUUUUAAUUUCUCUAUCUUUAGAUUAAAAUAUGAAAGGAAAACUGAA